AUGCCACCAAACUGGGACCGAUUAAUCCGCUUCAUCGCAACAGACGACCGCGAACUGCGGGGUCAACCCAUCCUACCUUCCCCCGACUUCGACGUCGGCACAACGACCAAAGAAACAAAACUCAAAGCAAAUGUCAUCUCUGUUAAAAACAACGACAUCUUCGACCCAGCUACGGCCGUCACCGAUGAAGUCGUCACCGUCAAGAAACUUCUCGGACCUGUGACGCAACAAGAGGACAACCAAGCCGACUACGAAGGCGAACUCUGCUUCAUCAUCUCACGUGACGCAAAAGACGUCCUCGCCUCCUCCGCCCGCUCCUACAUCGGCGCCUACCUCGCCGGCAACGACGUCAGCUCGCGGAAACUCCAACGCGACCCCCUCCUCGCAGGCACAGUCCCGCAGUGGAAUUUCAGCAAAGGCUUCGACACCUUUGCGCCGCUCGGCCCCCAACUCGUCAACAGCGCCGUCGUCGGCGAUGUUAACCGGUUGGAGUUGCGAACGACGGUGAAUGGCGAGGUGAGACAGCAGAGUGGGAUAGAGGAUUUAUUGUUCAAAGUGGAGGAGUUGGUGAGUUAUUUUAGUCAGGGGACGACGUUGAAGAAGGGCACGGUUUUUAUGACGGGGACUUGUGCGGGGGUCGGGUAUGCGAUGGCAGAGCCGCAGUUUUUGAAACCGGGGGAUGUGGUUGAGGUUAGGAUUUGGCCUGAGGUGGGGACUUUGAGAAAUUGGGUUGAGUUUGCUUAG
Messenger RNA from Pyrenophora tritici-repentis Pt-1C-BFP, 744 nucleotides. NCBI's taxonomy places the organism in Eukaryota, Fungi, Ascomycota, Dothideomycetes, Pleosporales, Pleosporaceae. The record is from RefSeq and is a predicted model, not a curated record.